AUGACAAUAACAAGAGGGAGAAGAACCGAAGACAGUGGAAAUGUUUUGUUAAGAUUCAAUUUGCACAUGGAAAAAAGAGGUUUCAAAUUCAAUGUUUUGACAGGACAUGAAAACGAGGCAUCAAUCGAUUCAAUUCAACUGGUUUUGGAUGGGUCUGCUCAAUGGCUCAUCUUUUCAAAGCGACACUGGGAUUGUAUUGGAAACUGGAAAAGUGUCCGGAUUUCAGUUCUGAAGCUAUGGAAAAUGCAAAUCUAUGUUGAAAUUUCAACUAAUAAUGACAUUUCGAAGCUUCUAUCAGCGACGAUGGGUAUCAACUCAGGCUUUACACCCAAGCAAGCAACGAUCGUCCCUGAAAUUACAGGACUAGCAGAAAGUUCAGAGCUUCAAAAUCCUUUUUUUCCUCAGGAAAAAUGUGUAUCUGCAGAGGCCAAAAAAAAUCAGGAAAAACUUAGCACGGACACCAAACAAAGAAUAGAGGAACGAAACAAGAAAAAAAAAAACUCAGGUCUCAUUCCCGACCUUCAAAACUGGAAAAUCUUCUGCAACUUAUUAAUCGCAAUGAACAAAGGAAAUCUCCAGAACAGAUUACAGUAG
Molecule: messenger RNA, 594 nt
Organism: Sphenostylis stenocarpa
Lineage: Eukaryota; Viridiplantae; Streptophyta; Magnoliopsida; Fabales; Fabaceae
Source: the annotation of a GenBank genome assembly